CUUAGUUUUCAAAAACAGAAUACAAAAAAAGAAAUGGUUACCAAAUGAAUCUCUAGUUUUCUUGACAUGAUUUUAAUGUUAAUUGAAAUAGCUAUAAAUUUUUGUGUCCCAUUUUGUUUGGAACAUAACUUCAGAUAUUAUGACAGAUGGGGCCAGCUUACCAGAAAUUGGUGCAAAUGAGAAAAUGAAUGUACCUCAACCAAUGAAGCAACCCAUGUGAGCCAUUGAUGAAGCCAACUUUCUUGGUUUCCUAUCUUCUAUUCAUAUGUUCUCACAUCUUCUCUUUUCUCAUUCUUUAUAUACACACACCAAACAAACAACUAAUCUCCAACUUAAAUCCUCUCACAUAUUCUCAUUCAAGCAUUGAAGUUUACUACUUCUAGAUCAAUAUCAAGACUGAAAAUUUGUUCGAAGUCCUUCUCCUCUUGCUUCAAUCAAAUUUAGCCAUGGGAAUUCGUUUUCCUUCGGUCCUCCUUGGUGCCGCCAAGCAAAUUCUCAAGAUGCAGUCUGUUUCUGCAAAAUGUCAGUCCAAUGUUCCUAAAGGUCACAUUCCAGUGUACGUAGGAGAAACUGAAAGAAAACGGUUUUUCGUUCCGAUAUCUUACUUGAGUCAUCCUUCAUUUAUAGAUUUGCUUAAUAGGGCUGAAGAAGAGUUUGGAUUCAGCCACCCAACUGGACGUUUGACAAUUCCCUGCAAAGAAGAAGCCUUCAUUGAUGUUACUUCUGGACUGCAUGCUUCAUGAAUGAUUUAAGAACAAGGAGUAAUCCUCCUCACAGUUUUGACCAUUUUUUUAAUCUUCAUUUUAGUGUAUUGAAGAUAUUGUAAAGGAAAAUUUUGUAUGUAAAUGGUUAUAUUAGAAAAAAGUGGAGAGUUAAAAAGGCCACUUAAACAUCAAUGAAAAAUAUCAGUUGCAAAUUUGCAAUAUAUAUUUUUGUUUUAA
Benincasa hispida (wax gourd) is the source of this 941-nucleotide messenger RNA. The record is from RefSeq and is a predicted model, not a curated record. Lineage: Eukaryota; Viridiplantae; Streptophyta; Magnoliopsida; Cucurbitales; Cucurbitaceae.